AAAAAAGUUUGGGUACGUCAAUGGCAAGACGACUCAUCGUGCGGGCACAUUUCACGUACAAAGACCAUUCCACCUAAACUACCACUUUCAUUCACGAGCACCACAAGGAUCCAGCGACAAUGUCAACUUUUGGCGAUUACUUCCGCGUGACGACUUAUGGAGAGUCCCAUGGCAAGUCGGUGGGGUGCAUUGUCGACGGUGUCCCGCCUGGCUUGGAGCUCAGCGAGAAGGACGUUCAACCACAGAUGACACGCCGAAGACCCGGACAAUCCGCUCUCACUACACCUCGCGAUGAGAAAGACUUGGUGGAGAUUCAGAGUGGUACAGAGUUUGGCGUUACGCUGGGGACACCUAUUGGCAUGCGGGUCAUGAACCAGGACCAAAGGCCGAAAGAUUAUGGAAAGGAUGGAGCGACGUUCAAUGGACAAGUGGCUGGUGCGAAGCCCCAGAGGCCUAUGGAUGAUUUUCCUAGACCUUCACAUGCGGAUUGGACGUAUCUGGAGAAGUAUGGCGUGAAGGCUUCAUCUGGUGGUGGGCGAAGCUCUGCGCGUGAGACCAUUGGACGUGUUGCUGCUGCGGGUGUGGCAGAGAAAUACUUGAAGGUCGCACAUGGAGUGGAGAUUGUGGCUUUCACGAAUAGUGUUGGGCCUGAACAUCUCUUUCCUUCGACGAGGACGCACCCUAGUCCUUCUACGAACCCGGAGUUCUUGAAGUUGAUUGAGGGCGUGACGAGAGAACAGGUCGACUCUUUCUUGCCUGUACGAUGUCCCAAUGGAGAAGCUGCGAAGCGGAUGGAGGAUCUCAUUGGGGAAUACCGAGACAAGCACGAUAGUAUUGGCGGGACAGUCACAUGUGUGAUCCGGAAUUGUCCUUCAGGGCUGGGUGAGCCGUGUUUCGAUAAGUUGGAGGCCAAACUAGCACAUGCGAUGUUGAGCAUACCAGCCACAAAGAGCUUCGAGAUCGGUUCAGGACUUGGUGGUUGCGAAAUGCCAGGCUCAAUUCACAACGAUCCUUUCGUCAAAGCUCCCGCUGUCCCUCCCUCAGCAAGCGGAGCGGCACAAAACCCAAGCUCUCGACCCAGACUGACGACGAAGACCAACAACUCUGGCGGCGUUCAAGGCGGUAUCUCAAACGGCAUGCCCAUCUUCUUCACAGUGGGUUUCAAGCCUCCUGCUACGAUCGGACAAGCACAGCAAACCACCACAUAUGACGAAGAAGAGGGCGUUCUCGAGGCGAAGGGGAGACAUGACCCUUGCGUUAUUCCUCGCGCUGUGCCGAUCGUGGAGUCGAUGGCUGCGCUUGUGAUCAUGGACGCCAUAUUGGCACAAAGCGCGAGGCAAAGCGCACGGAGUUUACUUCCUGUUGUGAACAACAAGUUGAUUGUACCGAUUUCGGAACAACAGAAUAACUUGACGUCGCCUGCGAAUGGACAUGCGAAGUAGAAUUGGGUUAGCUCUAGCUGUAGGAUUAUGGCAGCACACGGGCUUCUUGCUAUAAGCCUCAUCAUACGCAGUUUGCAGGUUCGAUUGCCUGACGCUUCGUUGGAUGGUACGCUCUGAACCGCACGAUAUGCUCCAACACUCUAUAGUCUAAGAAAUGACUGCAACGAUAAUGCCAGAAGAAAACACACACAAUCAAACGCUCAAUGCUGGCCUCGGACUCCCUCUCAUUCCCUUCGUGCGAAAACACUCCCAUUUGUCAUCCUUAACUCUCCUCCAAUUCACUUCGUUCACCGCACCUAAGACCACAUCUCCCAUUCCCAUAACCUCCAUCUCCAUCCAUACAGUCGCCACACCGUUCACUUCGUCCAGAUCCACAUUCGAAUGUGUAAUCUCGAAUCGUACAUUUGGCAUUCCUGCUGCUCGUGCUUUCCAGAGCUUGACUUGUUCUGACCAAGUCACGCCCUGAGGUUGUGUAUCCAUGGAUCCGGUCCAGUCAGGCGUGAUGCAAGAUGCUAGCUCUUGGACAUCUGGUCCUUGAAGAGAAAAGUCUUUCGUGUUGAUGAUUGUUGGAAAAGCGCAUGAGAGGCGAUUGAGACGUGAGGCUGUAGGUUCUCCGGGCACGUUGUCGUUCGCUUUUGGUUUAGAGGAGAGUGUCAUUGUUUCCAGAGGGCCGUGAAAAGCCAUGACUGGUACUGUGUGACGGACUUGAGCAUACGCAAGGACCUGGAUCCUUCCGAAAACUCUUCCACGG
This is a messenger RNA of Cercospora beticola, 2193 nucleotides long. It is a transcript of the gene ARO2, whose product is annotated as bifunctional chorismate synthase/riboflavin reductase [NAD(P)H] ARO2. Gene Ontology annotation, biological process: aromatic amino acid biosynthetic process; chorismate biosynthetic process. NCBI's taxonomy places the organism in Eukaryota, Fungi, Ascomycota, Dothideomycetes, Mycosphaerellales, Mycosphaerellaceae. Gene Ontology annotation, molecular function: chorismate synthase activity; FMN binding. The record is from RefSeq and is a predicted model, not a curated record. Gene Ontology annotation, cellular component: cytosol.